AUCCGGAGGACCUGCGGGGAACUGAGCGCUGUGUGGGAAUUCGGAUUCUUUAGGAUUACACCGCUUUUCUCCACAGUUUUUACUCCGGUUCUGCAGGAUGUAUGUUCUGGUUCUGCUGCUGAUCUCCUCCGUUACCGGACUCUCCUCAGUUUCGGCUCUGAAGGCCAGCUCCUGCGGAGGGAACAUCACCAUCUCCAGCGCCGGAUAUGUCACGUCCCCUGGGUACCCGUCCCCCUACCCUAAGUCAACGCGGUGCGUGUGGCGCAUUCGAGCACCGGACCCACAGCAGAAGAUCCUCAUCAACUUCAACCCACACUUCGACCUGGAGAACCGCGAGUGCAAGUAUGACUAUGUGGAGGUGUAUGAUGGAGACAGUGAGAAGGCCCUUAUGGUGGGGAAGUUUUGUGGUAAAAUUUCUCCGCCCGCCCUCCUUUCCACUGGAAACUCUUUACUGAUCAAAUUCAUCUCCGACUACGAGACCAAUGGUGCGGGCUUCAGCAUCCGCUACGAAGUGUACCAAAAACCAGGUCUGGACUGCUCCAGAAACCUCACCGCGCCGAGUGGAGUUAUACAGAGUCCAGGGUUCCCUGAUAAAUACCCAAACAACCUGGAGUGUACCAUCAUCAUCUUCGCUCCCUUUAUGGCGGAGAUCGUUCUGGAGUUUGAAAGCUUUGAAAUGGAGCCCGCCAGUGCAGCUUAUUGCCAAUUUGACUAUGUGGAAAUCUCAGACGGAUACCACACAGGUAGUUUUGAUAUUAGGAGAUACUGUGGUCAGCACAGUCCCGGCCGAGUCAUAUCCUACACCGGCAUCCUCUCCCUCUCCAUCCACACCGACAACGCCAUCAGUAAAGAGGGCUUCUCAGCCAAUUACAGCAUCCGAUCCAGCCCGGAGCUCCCUCAGGACCAGCAGAAUGAGUGCAUGGAUCCACUUGGGAUGGAAUCAGAGGAGAUUAGUGAUGAGGAAAUUACAGCUUCUUCCGAGUACAACCCCAGCUGGUCUCCUCUACGCUCACGAUUGAAUAACACCGAAAACGGCUGGACACCAUCAGAAGACUCCCCCAGAGAGUGGAUACAGGUGGAUCUGUAUUUAUUUCAUUAUGUCACCGCUAUAGGAACUCAAGGAGCCCUCUCUAUAGAGGACAAGAAAGACUGCUAUGUGAAGACCUACAAAGUCAGCAUCAGCAGCAAUGGAAAACACUGGAUCAUGGUGAAGGACGGCACCAAGCCUAAGUUUUUUCAGGGUAAUCACAACUCCACAGACGUGGUGAUCUCAAAGUUCCCCAAACCCACACUGACGCGUUACAUACGACUACAUCCUGUGACCUGGAAACAGAACAUCUGCAUGCGCUUUGAACUGUAUGGAUGCAAAAUGUCAGACUGGAAUUCUGUGGUCUCUUCCCCCACCGUCGUAAAUUCUGAUUGACAGACUAAAGGGCCAGCCAGCUUGGAAAGACAUUCAAACGAAUUUCUCACAAAGAAGAACUAAUCAAAAUACACAUUGACUAAAUAAAAAAGGUAUUUUAUGGAAUAUUUACUAAAUAAUAUGCCACUUCUGGUGUAUGGAUUUGUCCUGAUUAAAUGUUCCUACACAGUCAAGUCUGAAUCAACAAGGUUUAACUAGCAUUUGAUAAUUUAGUUUAUUUGGUUAUCAGUGGUUUUAUCCUUGUUGUAUUAUCUUUUAAAUGUAUUUAAAUAAAAAUGUGACUCUUAAA
This is a messenger RNA of Astyanax mexicanus (Mexican tetra), 1712 nucleotides long. Its product is annotated as neuropilin-1a-like. The record is from RefSeq and is a predicted model, not a curated record. The transcript is spliced from 9 exons. NCBI's taxonomy places the organism in Eukaryota, Metazoa, Chordata, Actinopteri, Characiformes, Acestrorhamphidae. Bases 98 to 1423 code for a protein of 441 amino acids.